AAUAAUGCGUUAUUUUUCGAAAUUCCCACUACGAAAUGGAAUUAAAACGACUAAAUUCCGACGUUAUUUCGAAAAUUCGAAGUUCAUUUAACGUUUCCAAUGUGGCACAAUGUGUUUUCGAACUGAUUUGCAAUAGUCUAGAUGCGAAAGCUUCGUCGGUAGCGGUAAGAGUAAACCUUAUUUCUUUUAAAAUACAGAUAGCGGACAACGGUGAAGGCAUAACUAAGGGAAAUAUGGAAUUAAUAGGGCUUCGAUAUAUGACAAAUAAAUGCCGGACGUUAAAGGAGUUCCAGAAACAGCUCAAUACUUAUGGAUAUCGCGGAGAAUCAUUAGCGAGUAUCAUAGAAAAUAGUAUUAAAGUCAGUAUAUCAUCAAGAAGUACCGGUUCUUCAGAAACGUUCAUCAAAACAAUGGGUAAAGAUGUUAACAUUGAGGUAAAAACAACAAAAUUUCGACCUAGCAUCGGAACUACUGUUACGGUAUUCGGAUUUAUGAGCAACAUUCCUGUUAGACAAAAACGAGUUAUAGAUGAAAUUGAGCUUGAAGGAGUGAAAAAAUGUUUAGAAAACUUAAUAAUUAUCAAUCCAAUGACAUCGUUUUCAUUGCGGAACGACGCUACUGGUUUGUUACUUCUAAAAAGUCCAAAAAAUGCCGAUAUUAUCGGUUCUUUCAGGUCAUUACACCAGGAUAUUAACGAUUCUUUCGAAUUACUGAAGGUAUCCAAACAUAAAGUGACUAUAGAAGGUUUGUUUCAUAAAGACUUCUCACUUUCAAAGAAAUACCAGUACAUUUACGUGAAUAAAAGACCAGUAAAUAGUCCUAAACUUCAAAAUCACAUUUUAAAACUUUUUCAAAAGAAGUACUUUGCUCAGAACCAUCCUAUUUAUGAGACUAAAAAGUAUCCAAUGUAUGUAUUUCAUAUUCGAUGUCCCUCAAGCAUUGUAGAUAUUCUGAGUAAUUCUAUUAAGUCUGAGGUAGAGUUCCAGUCUUGGGAUGUUAUAAUGGCGUGUACAGAUAAAAUUUUAAACACAUUUUUGGGUUUGAAUGAACAGAAAAUUGAGAAAAUGUCUCUGUACAGUCCUGAAGAAGUUAGCUGUGGUGUUUCUAAGGUUUUUGGAGCUGUACAAGGAAGAGCAUUUAAAAGAAAAAGCGAUGAAGCUUUUGAAAAAGAGAAUAACGUGGAAAAAGGUAAAAACAGCAAGACAGAAAAAGUUUUAAGUCCAGGUACUGAUCCAACUCAAGCUUAUGAAAUAUACGAUUCGGGGAAAGAUUUAGUGAAACCUAGUGAACAUAAGAAAAUAGUUUCAAUACUUAGGAAACCUCUGGAGAUAAAGGUAAACAGAGAAUCAAAAAUUAAAAAACAAAAAUCUUAUAUUGAAACGGAUUUAAACCAACCUUAUCAUACUUCAGAAGGAUUAGACAAAGAAUUUCUGUAUUCUAAGCCUAAUAGUAAUGAAAUACAAGGUAAGAACUUUCUUUUGGACAAAUUUCUUAGGUCUGCCCAAAUUUCUAACGACCUAGAUCAAGUUCUGAAAUUGGUUAUCCUGAUGUCAGUUCUGAAACGAUCUUGGAAUCGAAUUUUGUUAUUGAAAAAGACGUUAAAGAUCAUUUAAAAGGAAUUAAUACUACUAUGUCUAUAAAUAUUAAUAUGAAAAAGAAAAAGUUGAAAGAAAAGUAUAAAACUCGUGUCCAAACUCCUUAUAUGCGUCGUACUAAUAGUGGAAUGAGUGAAUUAAGUGGAAAACUUGAAAAUAUCAAUUUAGGAGACCCAGGAAUUAAGAGAAAACCCCAAAACGAAUUAUACAAUUGUCAUGAACACCUCGAAAGAUAAGACUUUGUAUAAGUUUAUUAAAAAAACCGAUAGCUUGGAGGUUCAGACUUCAUCAAAUGAAGCUACUACUCCGAAAAUAUGCACUUGUUACAUGAAAAAAGGAAAAUUUUUUGAAUUUCAGAAUUCCACUCAAAAAUCUUUAAAGGAAAUUUCUAACGAUCAUGAUUUAGAGCUUUUCAAAAAACCUUUGGAUCCAAACAAAAACAAGGAGGAUUUAAAUAGUUUCGAACAGUUUGAGGUAUGUGAAAGUCCAUAUUUUACGGAAAUCUCUAAGAAUGCCGCAGUAGUUCAAAUAAACCAUCACGAUAAAACGAGUAAUUCUAAACAAACACUGAGUCAUAGUACGGUAUAUGACGAAUUUCAGCCAAAAUUCAACAGUACACAGUUUUCUACUGGUGUAGUGUACAGUUCGGCCGAUAAUAUUGCUUCUAAAAGCAACAGUGCUUUUUUUCGCGAUAAUAAUAAUAAUAAUGACGACAUUGUUGCGGAAAGUAUGCUAAAUGCAAGACCAAACAUGCAUUUCACUGUCAAAGACUCCUGUUUGAAGCCUAACUGUUGCUGUUCAAAUUUCCUUCCUUCAAAACAAGAAAUUUUAGAUACCAUAGCACAAAAUAUUGAAGCUGUGAAUAAAAAUAUCAAAAAUAAUCUUCUGGGUAUCAACAAACAACAAAUAAUAGAAGAAUCCUUGUCUUUGAAUGAUAAUUUUUCAUCACAAACAGUUCAUACGCUCCAAAACAACAUCAUAGCUGAAGAAAGUAAUAGAAAAAGUAAAGAACAAGAUCCUGAGGCCGAUGAAUUCAAAUUUCAAUUUAGUAACGACCUUUUUACUGAAGUAUCUUCAUUUAAAAGUAGUCCAAACGUAUCGAUUCAUCCAAACAAUGAAAAUAUAUUCAAAAAUAUAAAUAACCAAUCUCAAACAGUAAAGAAUUCUGGAGAGAUAAAGAAUUUGCAAAAUAAACCAUCCACUUUCAAGUUUCAAUUCAGUAAUGAGGUUCUUUCAAGGAAUUUUCCUACGCGAAACGAUCCACCCAAGAAAUCCGAUGAUUUUUCGGUGUUGGACGAGGCAAUUGCUCCUACAAAAUCCUUCUUCGAUGACACUUGCCUUGUGAUAACUUUGCCAGAAACGAAUGAAAAGAAGAAGAUGUUUGAAGAUCUACUGAAUGAAGUUAGGCGCGAACAAAACCAAAGCACGUGCAAUUCGGGGGAAUACCCGGAAUUUGAAUCUGGAAAAGUCGUUAUGGAUUCGCAAAACAUGUGGAUAAAGUGUUAUAACGAUGCUGGAGGGAAAUAUUACACUAAUAAAAGAACUGGUAUGGUAUCAAAAACUACUCCAAAAUUAAUGGAAAUGAACUUUUCUUUUGGUUCAAGACUAGGGUUUGUCCCAAAAGGUUUAUCACCAGUUUUAAAAGGGCAUUUACCUGUAAAUAAAGUAAUGAGUCAGAAAAGUAAAAAUAAACUACAAGAAUUUAUAUUAGAAAGUUACGAAAACGAACUAUUGGUCGUAAAGUGGCAAAAUUACAUUUCCGACGACCCUGUUGAAUUUUUCAAAGAAAUUUAUCAGGAAAAAGCCAAAACCAUCGAAAAUGGAAUAAUGACUUUACAAAAUAGCGCAUUUAAAAAAUGGAAAAAUGAAAUCAAUUUCAAACAAGAAAUGUUGAGCGACUUAGAAAUUCUCGGUCAAGCCGAUAAGAAAUUUAUUGUAGCGGUACAUAAAACGGAUAAACUUUUGGUUUUAUUUGAUCAGCAUGCUGUUCAUGAACGAAUCAGGCUAGAAAGUAUACUAAAAGAAUAUAAAGGAAAAAAGUCAAAAUGUAAAGAAAACUUAACAUUUUUCCUACCAAGGAAUGACUUAUCUUUACUCAAAAAACACACUAGCUAUUUAAGUUCGUUAGGUUUAGAUGUACGGUUUUUUACUGAUGGUUUGAGUUUACUCAAUAUUCCUCUUUGUAUCCAAGAAAAAUACUGUUCUUCUGAUUGUAAAGAAGACUUAAACAAAAUCUUGUUAACUUUAAUUAAUGAUAUACUAGAAUUUCUUAAACAAGCCAGAUGUUCGACGCCAAAAUUGCCUAAAAUAAUUCAAAACCUUCUAAAUUUGAAAGCUUGUAGAGGCGCUAUAAAGUUUGGUGACUGUCUAUCAAAGGAAGAGUGUGAAGAUAUAUUGAAGAAAUUAAAAUUGUGUAAAUUACCGUUUCAGUGUGCGCAUGGUAGGCCGACUAUGCAACCCAUGUUGCAUUUGGAUAAAGUCCAAUUUACUCCAAAGGUAAAGAGAAUAAAUUUAAGAAAACUACUAUAAAGAUAUUACUGAUGAACAAAAGAAUUUUUUUAUUUUAAGUACUUACGUAUAUAAGUUUGUGUUAUUUAAAGAAAAACUACAAACAAUUUUUUUAAUAUUUUUU
This is a messenger RNA of Sitophilus oryzae (rice weevil), 4227 nucleotides long. RefSeq names its product DNA mismatch repair protein MutL-like. The coding region runs from base 1812 to 4124 and encodes 770 amino acids. The record is from RefSeq and is a predicted model, not a curated record. Gene Ontology annotation, cellular component: mismatch repair complex. Gene Ontology annotation, biological process: mismatch repair. Gene Ontology annotation, molecular function: ATP-dependent DNA damage sensor activity; ATP binding; ATP hydrolysis activity. The transcript has 8 exons. NCBI's taxonomy places the organism in Eukaryota, Metazoa, Arthropoda, Insecta, Coleoptera, Curculionidae.